Cyanidioschyzon merolae strain 10D is the source of this 279-nucleotide messenger RNA. RefSeq names its product similar to acyl-coenzyme A-binding protein. NCBI's taxonomy places the organism in Eukaryota, Rhodophyta, Bangiophyceae, Cyanidiales, Cyanidiaceae. The coding region runs from base 1 to 279 and encodes 92 amino acids. Gene Ontology annotation, biological process: fatty acid metabolic process. The transcript has a single exon. The record is from RefSeq and is a predicted model, not a curated record. Gene Ontology annotation, molecular function: fatty-acyl-CoA binding.
AUGAGCAACCUUAAACAGGUAUUCGACAAAGCUGCGGAACACGUGAAAACACUGUCAUCUGUUUCACAGGAUGAUCAAAAGUAUCUCUAUGGUCGCUUCAAGCAGGCAAAGGUCGGAGACUGCAACACUGGAAAGCCGGGAAUACUUAACCCCAAGGAACGCGCCAAAUGGGAAGCCUGGAACUCCCUGAAAGGCAUGAGUGCUGACGAUGCCAUGCGUCAGUACAUUGCCAAAGUGGACUCGUUAGCAGGGUCAUCCUUUGGCUCGGAGGUUCAGUAG